AUGUCCUUGGAAGGUCGAAACAUCAUUAUCGGUGGCAAGUACAAACUUGGAAGAAAGAUCGGUGCUGGCUCUUUUGGAGAGAUUUACUUGGGAUCCAACAUUACCAGUGGUGAAGAGAUCGGCAUAAAACUUGAAAGUGUUCGGGCACCCCAUCCACAGCUUGAAUAUGAAGCACGAGUAUACAAGACAUUAGCUGGUGGUGUUGGCAUCCCAUUUUGUCGCUGGUAUGGCAGAGAAGGCGAUUACAAUGUGCUUGUUAUGGAUCUCUUGGGCCCUUCAAUGGAGGAUUUAUUCAAUUAUUGCAAACGGCGCUUUUCGUUGAAGACUGUACUCCUUCUCGCUGAUCAAUUGCUUUCUCGAGUGGAGUAUAUUCAUUCCAAAGGCUUUAUCCACAGAGAUAUCAAACCAGACAAUUUUCUGAUGGGCAUUGGACGAUGCGGCAAUCAAGUCAACAUGAUCGAUUUCGGACUUGCAAAACGAUAUCGUGAUCCUCGAACCAAUGUGCAUAUACCCUACAGAGAAAACAAGAAUCUGACCGGUACCCCCCGAUAUGCUAGCGUCAACACACACUUGGGCAUCGAGCAAUCACGACGUGACGACCUCGAAUCUCUCGGCUAUAUAUUGAUUUACUUUUGCAAAGGGCAACUACCUUGGCAAGGCAUUCGAGCUCGCACCAAAAAGGAGAAAUACGACAAGAUUAUGGAAAAGAAGAUGACUACGCCUGCAGAUGUCCUUUGUCGCAACCUGAGUCAGGAAUUUGCAAUAUACCUCAACUAUGUACGAUCAUUGCGUUUCGAUGACAAGCCUGAUUACACCUAUCUACGCAAACUCUUCCGUGAUCUCUUUGUUCGUGAAGGCUUUCAAUACGAUUAUGUAUUUGAUUGGACUGUUAGAAAAAUGGAAAAGAAGAUGGCUGCUGAAUCACAAGCAUCGUCACGACUUGAUACAUCAUUGUACGGUUCUUCGGCUGCUCCUUAUGAUCCAGCAUUACCUUCACAUCAACGACGACCCAUGAUGACUACAGCAUUACCGACACCAGGCUUGCCUCAUCGAUCAUCAGUAGCUCAGCCUUAUCGUACAGAGAACAAAUCACCUGAGACAUCAAAACGUUUGGAUGAUGUAAUGCUUCAAUAUCAACACCAGCAACAACAAAAAUUGAUGCAAAGUCAAUAUGGUCGGCCAACUAUGUUACAACAAACGCUGCCACAAGACCAUGCAUACCUUAGCAACCAUGCAUAUGCAGGAACGGGCGGUGGUAGAAUGCUUGUGCGAGAUAAUCCACCCUCAGCUUCAUCCAGUAGCCGAUUAUUACGUUCACAAACAAAGGGUCUAUCAGCAGCAGGAAUGACGAAUCCUAUUCCAGUAACAAGCACUCAACCACCACCUGCAUUCAUUGAUCCAGCACCCACCAAUUUCCAUGAUCCUCACAUCAAAUAUCCCAUUGAUCCUAUUGCUAUUCCAGUGACAGAUCCUAGAUCAGCCAAGACAGCUAAAGUGGGUGAUCAGCAACCAUUGACCGCUGCACAGCAGAUGAAGCCUUUCAAUCUCAUGAACCCGACGAGCCGGUUGUACGACGACUUUUGA
This is a messenger RNA of Lichtheimia ornata, 1584 nucleotides long. RefSeq lists its product as uncharacterized. The record is from RefSeq and is a predicted model, not a curated record. Bases 1 to 1584 code for a protein of 527 amino acids. NCBI's taxonomy places the organism in Eukaryota, Fungi, Mucoromycota, Mucoromycetes, Mucorales, Lichtheimiaceae. The transcript has 7 exons. Gene Ontology annotation, molecular function: protein serine/threonine kinase activity; ATP binding. Gene Ontology annotation, biological process: peptidyl-serine phosphorylation; signal transduction; endocytosis. Gene Ontology annotation, cellular component: nucleus; cytoplasm.